Molecule: messenger RNA, 3567 nt
Organism: Athalia rosae (coleseed sawfly)
Lineage: Eukaryota; Metazoa; Arthropoda; Insecta; Hymenoptera; Athaliidae
Product: probable ATP-dependent RNA helicase DDX31
Exons: 9
Coding region: 307-3447 (1046 amino acids)
Biological process (GO): ribosome biogenesis
Cellular component (GO): nucleus
Molecular function (GO): ATP binding; RNA helicase activity; nucleic acid binding
Source: RefSeq, a predicted model, not a curated record
GCUUUAGAUCAUGAAUAUUAAUUCAGAGUAUAAUGCUAACAUUUAAAUGCGAACGAGCAACAUGCAGCAGAAAAUACUCUGUCGACUCAUCUUUUAAAUUCGAAAGAUAGAUCGACCGCGUAAAAGAGAUGGAGAACAACUCGGCAAAGCUGCGCAUGGCCACGAAGCAGCUGGUCGCUGCAAGUGCUGUUGAGUGCGGGUUUCACGUGGUCUGUCAAUAAGAGAAAGAUUCUGUUAUUUUCCUCUGCUUAGUUGCGAUUUAAUUUCCUAGUUGUAGUGAGUGUUAUAAUUAAUCGUAGAUUUGUCAUGACUGUUCAAGACAUGGAUAUCUCUUUAAAUAUUUCUACCACCGCCCCGGCGAAAGGUACAUCUAAAAAGACAACAGGUUACAAAAAAGAAUUUUUCAAGCCACAAUUCAAGAGACAGAUGAAAAAAUUGAAUCGAUCAAAGGUUCGGAAUGAUUCCAUAGAAAAAGAUAAUACUGAACUGAUAACUGAUGCUCCUAAAAGUCGAAUCAAACAGAAAUCAUUAGCAGCUAUUGUUAAUAGAAACUUGAUGACACAAAAACUUGCCAAAAAUAUAACAAAAGCUGACCAGAUUUCAAAAAAUGUUAAAGCAACUACGUCGAACUCUAGCUCUGAGAAAUCUGAUUUCAAACACCAGUUUCACGCAUCCGAUUCAGACAAGACUCAGGAGCCAUCGGUUUCAGAUAAACCAAUUGUGUCUUUUGCUGACCCGGGCAAAGGAACUUCUAUAAAAACCAUAUUGGCGCGGAAACGAGACAAGAAUCAUAAUGCUGAUAAAAAAUCUUUAGGAGAUAUCUUUCAGAAAAAAUCUGAUGCGAUCGAUUCUGAAGUCACUUUAGCUCUACCGACAGAGCCAGCUCAAAUUUUAGACAAACCUGAAACUAGGCCAGCUAAUAUCAAAAGAAAAUCGAACGAGCACACUGGUGACUCUCGGGGUACAAAGAAAGUUAAAUUCGACAAUAAUAAAAACUUCAAUGUUGGAAACAGAGACUCCACAAAGAAUAUCAGCGAUAACGUGCAUGCCAACCAACCCCUUCGUGGAGGUGGUGGAAGUAAAAUAUCAUCUUUGUUCGGAAAUAAUCCAGAAAUACCAAACAUUGGACAGAGAUUUGUAAAACCAGUGGAUGAAGCAGUUUUCUCUGUUACGAAAUUCAGUGACUUUGAUCUCCAUCCAUUCAUGGUGCAAAACUUGGAACAAAAUAUGCAGAUAACAAAGUUAACAACUGUACAACAAAAGGCGAUACCCGAAAUUCUAUCUGGCAAAGAUGUUCUUGUACGAUCCCAGACUGGUUCUGGUAAAACACUAGCUUACGCGUUACCUAUAGUCGAAUCUUUACAUAAAAUAAGGCCAAAACUCACAAGAGAAAGCGGACUACGAGCAUUAAUUGUUGUCCCAACCAGGGAAUUGGCUUUGCAAACUUACGAGUGUUUCCUCAAGCUCAUAAAGUCGUUCACGUGGAUUGUACCAGGGUAUCUAGUAGGGGGUGAAAAACGGAAGGCUGAAAAAGCUCGAUUGAGAAAAGGAUGCACAAUAUUAGUAGCUACACCUGGGAGGUUGUUAGAUCAUAUAAAACACACAGAAUCACUGCGCCUGCAUGACGUCCAAUGUUUUGUUUUGGAUGAAGCUGAUAGAAUGCUUGAUAUGGGCUAUGAAAAGGACAUCUCUGGAAUCGUUAGCGCUCUCGAAGAGCAGAAAGGUAUGCCUAGAUUCGGUGUGAAGAAAGUUGUAAAAACCCAAAGCGAAGAUAACAGUAAUUCGGGUUACAAUCCCUUGCAAAUGCUCCGCCAAAACGCAAAGAAAAUAUUCACCGACUCGGAGGUAGACGCCAUGCGUACAGAAACAAUAAAAACCGACGAAACAAGUUCCAUAAACGAGACUUCCGGUCCCGAAAAAUCGCUCGUAACAAAAGAACGGGAGAAUACCGAGAACGUUGACAUCGAGAAAGUGAAACCGUCGAACGUCAUUCAUUCGGAAAUCCGUGCAGAGGACGAUGACGACGAGGACGAUGAUGACGACGACGAUGAUGAGGGCGGGACGCAAAGAGAAUAUCAUUCGGGAACGGAGAGCGACUCGGAUGGGGCGGGGCAAGAUUUUCCGAUUAGAAUGAAGAAAAAUAACCGAAUAAAACCGUUCCUUCCUGUUCCGCGCGAUAAGAAGAAAAUGAUAGCCUCGCAGCAUAGAAUCAAAGAAGACACGGAUGUAAAUUUGUGUCAGGAUGAUGCAAAACCGGAUUUAAUAGCGAACCCCGAACCACCUCGAGAUCAAAACAGAAGACAGACAAUCCUGCUGUCUGCAACUCUGACGCAGGCAGUCGAAAAACUAGCCGGACUCACGAUGGACAAUCCAGUUGUCGUCGAUGCGGCCAGAGAAAAUUUAGAAAGAGCCGGUGGAAGCGUUAGCGAAAUAAACGAAGAUUUGAUCGUUCCGCAAAGCGUUGCGCAAAGUUACGUCGUCACUCCUCCUAAAUUGAGACUGGUCAGCCUGAGCGCGUACAUCGCCGGAAAGUGCCAGGCGGCGGGGCAGCACAAGACUCUCGUCUUCAUGGCGACUCAAGACAUGGUCGAUUAUCACGCGGAAAUUUUAACUUCGGUGCUUUGCCGGCCGUCCGACGACAACGACGAGGACUCCGAACCCCUGGUGGACGUCGAAUUCUUCAAACUCCAUGGAAACAUGACGCAAAAGGAGCGGACCGAGGUCUUCAAGACAUUCAGGGCGGCGAAGAGCGGCGUUCUACUUUGCACGGACGUCGCUGCCCGCGGGCUUGACCUUCCGAAGGUGGACAGCGUGGUCCAGUACACGGGGCCCCUCUCGGCGAGAGAUUACGUGCAUCGUGUGGGCCGAACCGCCCGUGCCGGGUCAUCCGGUUCCGCCGUGAUAUUCCUGACCCCACCGGAAGUCGAGUUCGUUCGGAUGUUGGAGUCGCGAAGAGUGAGGAUACAACAGGAGGACAUGUCGGGAAUACUGGAUAAACUACUCGGCCCUCUGUCGACGCGUAACAGCGUCGAAGCUGCCGCUACCGCCCUCCAAAAUCAAUUCGAGACCCUCGUGUUAGAGGACAAGGAGAUACACAAGAAAGCCUGCAAGGCCUACGUGUCGUGGAUACGUUUUUACGCCAGUUACCCCAGAGAGAUGCGAGAGAUAUUCGACAGGAAGGAGCUUCAUCUGGGACAUUUUGCGAAAAGUUUCGGGCUCAGAGAUCCGCCUCAAAAAAUCGGAGGAAUCGGUAAGACUCUUCAGGACAACGGAAAGAAGAUCCACAACAAUCGCCUCUCCAACGAAAGGCCCAAAAAAGUCUUUCCGCAAAAGCAAGGUGCUCGCGGCGUUGCGGCCAAAGCUGGCGUCCUUAAAAAAGUGCGAAUGCUCAACACCUCCGAAUACGGGAGUGGCUUGGAGAAGGUAAAAAAAACGAAAAAAUUCUGAUCUGCAAUUCAUGUAAUUGAACGGCGUAAGUUCGGAUACAUAUAUGUGACCAGAUCGUAUGAAAGUUGGUAUAAAACAGUUUUGUAAGUAUGAAUAAAUAAAUUUUAUCCCAACGUUGCA